Messenger RNA from Capsella rubella, 1367 nucleotides. RefSeq names its product trihelix transcription factor ASIL1. Gene Ontology annotation, cellular component: nucleus. The transcript has a single exon. Bases 285 to 1217 code for a protein of 310 amino acids. Lineage: Eukaryota; Viridiplantae; Streptophyta; Magnoliopsida; Brassicales; Brassicaceae. The record is from RefSeq and is a predicted model, not a curated record. Gene Ontology annotation, molecular function: transcription cis-regulatory region binding.
UUCCAUUUUUAAUUAUGUUAUCUAUGUGUCACGUUAAUUACAGUAAAAGUGUAUCUCCACAUUAAAAUGGUAAAAGACAGAGCAACUAUGAAAAUUCUUGUAGACCUGUAGUAGAUUCACGUGAAUCAUGUGUAUAUGGUUGUCUUGUAAAUGAUGGGAUCCAUGAUGGGAUCCAUGAUGGGCUUAUUCGUCAAUUCACAAACCUCAUCGGAAAAUAUUCUCACGGCGGUGAACAACUCUCCUCUUUUUCUCUUUCCCCUCCGGCGAGCGAUUUCAACUAAGUUAUGGAGGAAGAUGACGGAACACAGUCACAUCCGUCGUCGGGAGAUCCGUCAACCGCGAAGUCCUGUGCUCGGGAGGGUUUAGCGAUAGUGGUUUCUCCUCCGAGUAAGGCUGCUUCCGGAAGAAGAACCGGCGGAGGAGGGAGAGACGACUGUUGGAGCGAAGAAGCGACGGAGACUCUGAUCAAUGCGUGGGGAGAGAGAUUCUUAAAGCUGAAGAGAGGGAAUCUAAAGCAAGAGCACUGGAAAGAAGUAGCUGAGAUCGUAGACAGAGACAACGAAACUGCCAAAACUGAUACACAGUGUAAGAACAGAAUCGAUACAGUGAAGAAGAAAUUCAAACAGGAGAAAGCUAAAGUCGCCGCAGGAGGUGGUGAUGAGGACUGUAACAGCAAAUGGAUCUUCUUCGAAAAGCUCCAACAUUUGAUCGGAGGAGCCACUACGGCGAGUAAGGCUUUAAAGGUGACUCCUUUGAGCAGCCGUUCAAAUCUUUACCAACGACAAGCUAAAUCCUUCUCGACGGGUGUUAAAAGGAGUGGUGGUGGUGAUUCAACACGAUGGCAUUUCAGGAAAAGAGUGGCUUCUGAGACGGAAUCAGAGUCUGAACCUGAUCUUUCUGCUGAUUCAGUUGAUAGUUUGCCACAACCAUUGUUGCUGCCAUUGCCAGUGGACGUGGAUAAUAAGACGGAGCCUGGAGAGGUUGCAAUGGCGAUAUUGGGAUUUGCAGAAAGUUAUGAGAAGGUGGAGACUUUGAAGCUUAAACAAAUGGUGGAGCUGGAGAGAGAACGGAUGAAGUUUGUGAAGGAGCUUGAGUUGCAGAGGAUGCAAUUCUUUACGGCUCAGUUGGAGAUGUUACGGAACAGUCUAGAGAUAGAGAAGGUGAAAGAAGAAUCAGGAGUCACCAUGACCAUAGUGUCAAUAAUAACGGCAAUGUAAGUUAAUAUGUUAAGCGAUACUGAAUACGUGUGGGAAUGUAUAAAUGAUGACUGCUGUGGAAUGUGUUAAUGUCAACGGAUUCUUGAGAGUAUAAGAUUGUGGCUGGAAAACAUUAUUGGUAGAUUUCUGAUUAUGACAUGAGUUUGAUAA